Molecule: messenger RNA, 3384 nt
Organism: Cucurbita pepo subsp. pepo (vegetable marrow)
Lineage: Eukaryota; Viridiplantae; Streptophyta; Magnoliopsida; Cucurbitales; Cucurbitaceae
Product: SNF2 domain-containing protein CLASSY 4
Biological process (GO): gene silencing by siRNA-directed DNA methylation
Molecular function (GO): ATP binding
Source: RefSeq, a predicted model, not a curated record
UUCAAUCAAUCCUUCUUUCACUAACACGCUUGAUUUCAUCUGGCAAGGGAAAGGGUGCAUUAGUGAUAUCUCCCAAUAAAAGCAUGGGGGAAGUAGUUGCUUGAACUCUAAUCGUUGCGAGAGUCGUGGUUGCUCGAACACGACUGAGCCUGCAAGUUGUUCUGAUGACACUAUAGGUGAGUCCACUGGAUGGGGAGCACCACCAUCAAGUGAAGAGCAUGAUGGCUCCCUUGAAGGGAAUUACGAAUUAGAAGGAUCAGAGGAGUCGAGUUCGAAGUCCUCUAGUUCAGAAAAUGGGAAGAGUAAUGGAAGUUACUGUGUAGAAGCAGGAAGUAGAAGGGAAAGAAGGGAAAAGGGAGAUUUUAUUGAAGGUGGACUAAGAAGGAGGAAAGCUUAUGGAUUGGACAUAUUGGUUAAUCUUGACAAGGAUGGACAUAACGAAAAUGUUAAGGUUGGCGAACAGUUUCAUAGUAUUGCGCUAAGAACUCGUUCGUGCUUUGGUUUUAAGGUUAGGAAGAUGAAUACCGAUCGUGGAACAGUCAGUCAGCCAGUCUGUGUCGACGAGGAAGAGUCAGAUUUUCCGUGUGAUAUGAAAGAUUCUUCAUCAAGGCAUGACAGUGGAGAUUCUUGUGAUAGUGAUAGUACUACUGAUGAUCAAACUUACAAGCCAAGGGCCUGGAGUAGUAGUAAAAAGAGUACGCAGUUCAACGAUGGAAGUGAUGAUGAUAUCUUAUCAGUAAAAAAAGACGAUGAUACAAACAAGGUUUGGAAUAGUAAAAGCUUACCUGCAAAUAAACACAACCAGAGUGGAGAUUUUCAGAAGGUUCACCCAAAGAAUUGCCAUGAGUUUCACGAUAUUAUUAAAACGAAAGGCCGCAGUGCACGGAAAAGUCUUGAUGUUUUCAAUAUUCUUAUAGAUUCCAUAAUUGCAGACAAAGAACUGCCUUCAGAUCAGUUAGAUCCUCCUAUAGGUCAACUCUCCCAUAUGCCCCUUAAUUUGAAGUUUGGAUUUGAGGAACCAUGUCUUCCAGAGAGGUCAGAGGAUGAAAAGGAGUUGGACAAGCUCUGGACAGAGCUUGACUUUGCUCUCAGAUCGAACGAGAUUGGUCCGGUGGAUUCUAAUACUGUUCAACACAAAGAUACCUUUCCUUCAACGCUUGAGCGAGUGGAUCUGUGUCUUCGCGGUGAUCAUCAGCUCGUACUCGAUGAACAAAUUGGACUUAGAUGCAAAUGUUGUUCAUAUGUCAAAUUGGAAAUCAAAGAUAUUGUACCUUCUUUUGAUACAAAUCCAUAUGGAAAGUCACAAAAGAGGAAAUCUGGCUCAUUUGAGCAUGUUAAAUUUGAUGACCUUCCACAAGAUUUUGAUUGUGACCCCCAUGACAGAUCUGAUUCACGAUCGCAUGUUGGACGCACGGUCUGGGAUAUCAUUCCCGGUAUAAAGAAUGGCAUGUACCCACAUCAGCUUGAAGGCUUUGAAUUCAUUUGGAAAAAUAUAGGCGGAGGAAUUGAUCUUGAUGAGUUAAGAGAAAGAAAGAGCUUAAACCGUGGGAAUGGAUGCAUUGUAUCACAUGCUCCUGGAACAGGAAAAACUCGUCUAACAAUUGUUUUCCUUCAGACAUACAUGGAACUAAAUCCAACAUGCCGGCCUAUGAUCAUUGCACCUAGCAGCAUGCUCCUUACCUGGGAAGAGGAGUUUUUGAAAUGGAAGGUUGGCAUUCCCUUUCAUAACUUGAAUAAGCGAGAUGUCUCUUUCGACGAGAAUAUUUCAGCUCUCGAGUUCUUGAUGCAAGCUUCACCAUCAGGACAAAGUGUGGACAAUGUACGGCUUGUAAAACUGUUUUCCUGGAAAAAGGAGAAAAGCAUCUUGGGAGUUAGUUACAGAUUGUUCGAGAGACUGGCCGGAGUUCGGAAGAUUUCGAAAUGUGACAAAGUAAGGAAUGUUCUUUUGGAGAUUCCGGAUCUUGUAGUCUUUGAUGAAGGCCAUAUACCACGUAACGAUGAUAGUCUUAUUUGGAUGGCCUUGUCUAAAAUUAAAACGGAAAGGCGCAUCAUCCUCUCUGGAACUCCAUUCGAGAAUAAUUUUACUGAAUUUUACAAUACACUAAGGCUGGUGAGGCCAAAUUUUGAAGACAUAAGUAACUCUGGAGGAGAUGAAUGCCUAGAUAAGAAGCAUGGAUGCUCAAAAAAUAUCUCAAAAGGAAAAUGGGACCUUUUGAUUAGUUCCAUUGGAAGAACUUCUGAAGACUUACUGGAAAGUGCUGAAUUGAAACAAAUCAGAGCCAUGAUCAAUCCAUUCGUGCAUGUAUACAGGGGCAACAUAUUACAAGAGAAACUUCCAGGGUUGAGGAAAUCUAUACUUAUAUUACAGCCCGCAGAGCUGCAGAAGAGUUUUCUUGAGAGCAUUCAAGCAAGGAAGAAUUCUUUUGAAGUGGAAUAUGCCGAGUCCUUGAUCUCCGUACACCCUUCCCUGAUACUGAAGUGUGAUAAAGAAUAUUGUGGAGUUGACAAGGACAUGUUAGAGAGGGUUAGAUUGAAUCCUGAACUAGGAGUGAAAGUAAAGCUUCUCCUCGAAAUUAUACGUCUAAGUGAAGCUUUAAACGAAAAAAUCUUGGUUUUCAGCCAAUACAUAGAACCUUUGUCCUUCAUAGAAGACCAUCUUAAGUUUCGGUUUAAAUGGACUGAAGGGGUAGAGUUGUUUCAUAUGGAUGGAAAACGCGAGAUAAAGAAACGACAAGCAUUGAUAAAUACGUUUAACGACCCAACGAGUGAAGUUCGAGUAUUGCUUGCAUCUACAAGGGCUUGCUCAGAAGGUAUAAACCUUGUUGGUGCUUCAAGGGUGGUUUUACUUGAUGUUGUAUGGAAUCCCUCAGUGGAAAGGCAAGCCAUAUGCCGUGCAUAUAGACUGGGGCAGAAAAGAGUUGUUUAUGUCUAUCAUCUCAUUACUUCUGGGACAAGGGAAGAAGAGAAAUACAGUCGACAAGUGGAAAAAGAUCGAUUGUCCGAGUUGGUUUUCUGUCCUGAAAAGAGCUGCAAUGAAGUAAAAGUAUCAUCCACAGAUCUGGGUGACAGAAUUUUGGAAGCAGUGCUCCAACAUGAAAAGCUUAAGAAUAUAUUCCAAAAGAUUUACCAGUCAAAGGAGUCCAAGCAUGAAUGAGAACUGGUAUGUAUGUCUCGAUUCUUUAGAAAUUUGCUUACUUAUUAGUUUUGACAUUUGAGCUGUUUAGAUUUAAGAAAUAAAUGAUUGUAGUUACUAGUUUUUAGUUUUAAGCUAGCUUCAAGGACAUUAACUAUUGGGUAUGUAAAAGGCAAUCUCCCAAGUUCAUGGAGCUAAGAUUUCUGUCUCGGCUGCCGAAUGUUAACCACGGGCUAGCUUAGCACCCGAUA